UCUAUUGUAACUGCGUAACUGCGUUUGUUGAUCAAACAAGAACGAACGGGCCAAGGUUGCGUUCGUGAUAUACAAGAGCCUCUUUUCCCACGAGGUUGAGACAUCGAGGGGCGAGAUAAGAAAACAACAUUUACCUAAGACUACAUCAUGGGACUGUCGGGUCCAACAGCUCGCCGCCGCAACCAUGCUUGGCUCCAGAUGAGAGGCCUUAGGAGGCGGGCUACACGCCUCACUCGGCGCCAAGAAGACGACGACGACGGCGAUGCCGCAAACGACGCCGAUAGCUCUGGCGAUGAGUCCGUUGAUUCCGUCGACACAUCUGAUGAUGAAUCCGGCACUGAACCCACCACGACCGUCCGUCCCCUUCUGGCUUCCAUGCCUGUCCGACUUGGGACAGGAAAGGGGGUCAUUCCCCUGCCUAAGCCCACCGCCACCGCAGGCGCAGACGUGGCUACAGGCGUGACACUGGGGGCGGCUGAACCCGGUGAGGUGGAUGAUUCGGGAUUCGAGUCCGAGUCUGACGGCGUUGAGUCCAAUGAAGAUGAGCCUGGCCAUCGACCGGACGGUCAUCCAAACAAAGGGAGGCCACCUCCACCAUCAUCUACCAUCACACAGAGUUCGGCGGCUCCUUCGAUAACAUCGGUGUCUGCAACGGCCACCACCACCAGUCUCGAUAACCUUGUAAGCUCCUUGGCUGGGACCGCAACGCCUUCGCCCACCGUCCCAGUGGCUGGGGGCGCGCAGUUUGAAGAAGGCGUGCUUGAUCCUGGCCGCGAAGCCAACGAGCAAGCCAGUGACUCCGUCAGCGUUGGCACCGAGAUGCAGAGCAAACUAAGCUCAGCUGCACUGGCGGGAAUAGUGCUCGGGGCUCUGGCCUUCGCCGGCCUUCUCGUCGGUGCCGCCAUCAUCUGGCGUAAGCGUCGCCGUGACGGCGGUUUCCCAUUCUUCCCCCAAACCCGAUUCCGCCUGAACGAUGACGACGAGUCCCACGCUCCCUCUUCCCACGCUCCCUCCGUCACUGGGCCCCUUCCCGGCGAAGUGGGCGGUAAGAAUCAGGCCAAGACCAACACACAAAUCAUGGACGACCUCAUGAGAGCUGCCUACGCAACCGACAAAGGAAGUAACGACAUGGAAGGCGCGUAUGCUCCCGCCGUGCCCAAACCAACUCCUCAGCUUUCGCAGCAGCAACACGAGGAGGCCGCCGUCUUUAUGGACGAGAAAGCCUAUGCGGCGCUGCAGCGCCCUCAAACACCAGGAUCACCCAAAGAGCCGGUCAUGGACUGGUUGCAUGAAGUCAAGACGCCAACGCAGCCGAAUGGGCCCGAGAUGCCGCCUACGCCGGAGACGCCGUCCACGGCGGCGAUGCCGAGAUUGAUGCACGGCGGACGAGUGCCUGAGCCCCCAAAGCCGGCUUACCAUGGGAGGGAUACCAUGACGACGGACACCACGAAUACUAGCGUGCGUUGGUACGGGUGAGGGGUAACAGGUGCGCUUGAGAAUGCCUGGCCACAGGGUCCAACGUGAUGAGGUGUACCAUACUUCCGUAACGGAUUGCCUUGGCCUUGGAGACAGCGAGCCUAGAUGUACAUAUAAUCGUAGCGUAUUGGUACUAGCCACAUAUGCCUUGGAUUGCUGGAAGUACAAGUGGGUUUGCAUGGGCAUGUUGGUAUAACCUCGUGUCCCU
Parathielavia appendiculata is the source of this 1684-nucleotide messenger RNA. RefSeq lists its product as uncharacterized. The coding region runs from base 148 to 1476 and encodes 442 amino acids. The transcript has 2 exons. The record is from RefSeq and is a predicted model, not a curated record. NCBI's taxonomy places the organism in Eukaryota, Fungi, Ascomycota, Sordariomycetes, Sordariales, Chaetomiaceae.